Molecule: messenger RNA, 1091 nt
Organism: Hyposmocoma kahamanoa
Lineage: Eukaryota; Metazoa; Arthropoda; Insecta; Lepidoptera; Cosmopterigidae
Exons: 2
Coding region: 62-910 (282 amino acids)
Molecular function (GO): protein binding
Source: RefSeq, a predicted model, not a curated record
AGCCCUCUGGCUCCCUAGUUUACUGCAACCCUGUGUGCCGCACAACCUGAGCCCUAGCACAAUGGAAGUCAAACAAAUUGCAACCAGUAAUCCCCAUGAGUACAAAGGAAUGUUCUCUAUUAAUGAAUUGUCAACAUCUGAGAAACUAAGCUCUAUUAUGAGCAUUGGUGAACUAAAGUUUCGUAUAAGACAUCGUACGACAGACAAAGGAAUUUUGGAAUUCGAUAUUUGUUUCUUGGAAAAUCAAAAAUGGAUUAAUACAGAUAAAAAGUACCGUGAUAUUCAUAUUAAUUUAGCAAUAAAUAUAGAUGCGCAUACUAGAGUGGUGAAGAUAUUGAAAACUCUUGAAGAUAAAGUUGAAUAUGAAAAUGAAGGAAAAUGGUAUGCAAUGUCAGAAUUCGAUAUAAUUAAGUCAAACCUUGUUAAUCACGAAGACUUUUAUCACUUCCCAAACAUAUGUAGUGUUAUAUCUGUAAUUAAUGGAAGUAGUAUACUCUCAGUUGCAUUGGAAAAAAAUUGUAUGAAAAGAAAUCCAUUUGCUUCUCUACAUAAUGACACAUUACCAACAGACUUCGAGUUGCGUUGUGAAAAUGGGUCUAUUCCUGUGCAUAAAGUUGUGCUAGCCAUCGCCAGUCCAAUGCUUAUAGGUUAUUUAGAAAACGAGAACGACUGGCUUGAAAAUAGGUGGUACAAGUUUUCCGAAACCGACUUAUCAACGCUACAACAUCUGAAAGACUAUACAUAUAUACUUGGACGUGUUACCAGACGAGGGCCUAGAAAACCUUUUGUUGCUUGCUUCAUGUUACAUGAUGGAGGAAUUGAAACACCAGUGUAUAUCAAAACUAUUAUCGAAAGUAACGCCAGAAAAUGCACUAGAAGUUUCCGAGUUUGCAGCGGCCCAUCAAACUAAUGAGCUGUUCAUGGGAUUUCUUAAGAAAGUGCAAGAUGCCGCCGAUCAGGGACCUUUCAUAUAACAUUAAUUUUAAAAUUAAAUUAAAAAGAUUAAUUCUUCAUUCACAGUUAAAAUGUGAAAAUAUAAAUAUGGAUGUAUGUGUUAUUUAGGUUAUUCUAUUCAAAUUAUUAUAUUUUUA